UGUGUCUGGGAGGUGCUGAGAAAUAGGGCGUUGAGGCAGCUCCUCCAUUCAUUCGCAGAGAAAAAACCUUUCUUAAAGACGCAGACUACUGUCCCUUGGGAACAGAAAAAAAAACAUUUUCUGACUUGGUCUGAGUGAACUACGUGCUAUAUUACGCAUAAGUUUUGCAGGACACACAGGCAUAAAUCGAAGGUGAGGAGGGAUUGUGGGCAUCGGUGAGACACAGAUACAGUCCGUGGUGUUGCAGGCUAUAGUGGAGGAUGGCCAAACUGUUCCGAGCGGUGAUCAUGGGUCCACCAGGCUCGGGAAAGGGGACGAUAUCCGAGAGAGUUGCUCAAAGAUUUGGCCUAGCACGUCUGUCCAGUGGCGACUUUGUUCGGGAGAAUAUAGCUGCGAAUACAGACGCUGGUGUUCUGGCUAAGACCUACAUAGAGAGGGGUCUGCUGGUGCCGGACAAUGUGAUGGCCCGGCUCCUACUUCCCAGGCUGGAGGAGAUGACCCGCCACAGCUGGCUGAUGGAUGGGUUUCCCCGUACCCUGGCCCAGGCCAAGGCUCUGAACAGUACCUGUGACCUGGACCUGGUCAUCAGCCUCAACAUUCCCUAUGAGACCCUGAAGGAGAGGCUGAGUGACCGCUGGAUCCACCCAGCCAGCGGCAGGGUCUACAACAUGGGCUUCAACCCUCCACACGUACAAGGCAGGGAUGACAUCAGCGGGGAGCCUUUGAUCCAGCAUGAUGAUGACAAACCAGAGGCUCUAGUGGCCAGACUGAGGCACUACAAGGACGUGGCCAAGCCCAUCAUAGACCUGUAUAAGUCAAAGGGCAUCCUGCACACUUUCUCAGGCACAGAGACAGACAGGAUCUGGCCUUACAUCAACUCUCUCCUCAGCACCAAGAUCCCCAGCACAUCACAGACAGACGCACAACGCAUCCCAAUGCCCUGAGGAGAGCAGAGACGACGCAUCGGAAGGAAAGGCCUUGCACCAGGGGAUACUAAUGUUAGUCAGUGAAGACAUUGGUUGAGUACAUGGCUGCAAGACAAGACUACCGCUAGAUGUUAGGAGCCAUUAGCUUGGCAGUUCUCUCCGUCUCAAAACACGUUUGAAAAUACAGUCUUAUGCACUACAUACAUCAGUGGUGCAUAGCUUCGGUCCUCAAGGGUUGCAGUGUAUGAAGGUUUUCUUCCGUACCUUUUAACCCUGAGACUGAUAAAAGUCCCAGGGAGAAACGGAAAUCAGCAGGACUGCAGAGCAUGAGGGCCUGAGUUGUGCAACUCUAAAUAUGUCUUCCAAAGACUGUAAGACGAGCUUGAUACUUCUAUAGCACCCGAUGUGUACAGAACUGUUGGUUUCUGUAUAUCUGAUUUAUCCUUCAUUUAGACUGAAAUUACUAUUGUGGACUUUUUCUUAUAAACAGCACACUCUAUAAUUUGGCUUAAUUUUAAGUUCUAUCAGAUGAAGAGUUUCAUAUUUAUCAAAAGAUUUUGGAUUUUCUUCUGUUUAAUUUGAAAUUAGUCUAUUGAAGUUCAGUCCGCAAGACUAGACCAAAUAAAAAAUUAUGAUAAUGAAUGGGUCUAUAAUUGUGUUAAAAAGGACCAAAGAUUUGAAUGUGGCCAAAGAUAAAUGGUAGAAUUAUAUUCAAAGAGCCAGAGGCCUUAAUAUUUCUAAUGACUUUGAUUUGAUUUAGAUUUCUAAUGAAGUUUGUGAGUGUUUUAACCAGUUGAAAGUGUAAUGCAUCUGAAUUGCUGUAUAAGAAAAGGGAUGGGUGUGGUUAGUGGUGGGACAGUGUUUGUGGUUGGACAGUGUUUGUGGGAGGGUGUGUCUUGUGUCUCCCUUUUAGAUUUCAAUAACACAAUAUGCAAAUAGGCACUGCUGUAAUUGGCCCAGAAUAUAUAUGGCGAGCCCAUUGCGGUGAACGAGUGGUUAGGAAAGCUUUUCAUACGCUCUGUUGUGCAACACUGAAUGUUUUCUGUCCAUAAAUCAUCUGGCUGUCCAAAAUCUGUCAUAUUCCAAGAAAAAUACAAUUUCCUUUCAGUUGUUUCACUCUCAAGGUCAAACAGUAGUUCCAGGCAACAUGCCUACUAUGACUGUAAACUAAAUGUCUACCACACAAAGCAAAAGUACUGUACUCAGCUGCA
Oncorhynchus keta (chum salmon) is the source of this 2137-nucleotide messenger RNA. RefSeq names its product adenylate kinase 4, mitochondrial-like. Gene Ontology annotation, biological process: nucleobase-containing compound metabolic process. The transcript has 6 exons. The record is from RefSeq and is a predicted model, not a curated record. Gene Ontology annotation, cellular component: cytoplasm; mitochondrion. Lineage: Eukaryota; Metazoa; Chordata; Actinopteri; Salmoniformes; Salmonidae. Gene Ontology annotation, molecular function: nucleoside diphosphate kinase activity; AMP kinase activity; ATP binding. Bases 261 to 944 code for a protein of 227 amino acids.